AUGGAAACAGACGAUGAUCCAGAUCCGGAGAUACAGAUCGGAACGCCGGGUCACCCAAUAAGUAUAUCAAGUGGAUCUCCAUUUCAGGGAUCACCUUAUAAUGGACCCGACUCGUUCCAAGAGAAAAUGGCCACUUUUGAUUGGUUCUUUACCCCAUCAUACCAUAACUCUCCAGCCCAACCACCUUUGGUUGAACCAAAACUCCAAGAUGUCUCACCGCCGCCACUUCCUGUAGAGGAGCCACCGCAGCCACCUCCCGAGCCUCUGAGGCAAUUGAGGAAUGCGCGUAUGUCCGUACGGGGAGGACUUCGUUUCAGUUCUCCCCGGGGUUCGAGUUCUUAUCCCCCUAUUCCGGAGGACCCCCAGAUGGGUGGGCCCUCGAAUGCGGCGCCGGAGAUUGAACCUCCGCCAGCUUCUUAUGCACCACCUGAGCCGCCUAUGGGUUUUGAUAACCCAAUCCCAACCUACCCAGGUUCUUCUAGGUAUAAUCCUUUUGAAAACCCAUCGGGGUACCCCUCGGACUAUGUAUCUCAAGACCCGUACCUUACGGCUACGCUGUAUCACCACCUUUACCCUUCUUCUUACCCUCCGGUUCUUCCAACUGGAUAUCCAGUACUGGGUUAUCAGUACCCACCGUACCCACAACCUCCUCCUCCACAGCAGCAGCAGCAACAGACUCAGGAAAUCCUGGAGAGGUUAGAUAGGGUUGAGCACAAGGCUAGGAAAAAUAAGGAGAAACAUAAUAGCUUCAUGAAAGGCCUUGCAAACCUUAUCAAAGGGAAGAAGAAGUAG
Molecule: messenger RNA, 792 nt
Organism: Helianthus annuus (common sunflower)
Lineage: Eukaryota; Viridiplantae; Streptophyta; Magnoliopsida; Asterales; Asteraceae
Product: extensin-2-like
Exons: 1
Coding region: 1-792 (263 amino acids)
Source: RefSeq, a predicted model, not a curated record